AUGUUAGCCAUCGGUGACUCAAUUUUGAGAAUUAUCAACUUUGUCUUCCUUGUGAUUGCAUUAGGAUUGACCGGCUCCCUUGCCGCAACCACUGUUUUCCAAUCUAAUCCUCAAAUUAAUUUUGGUGUGUUUGCCGCUGCUUUUGCUAUCCUUACUUCCUCAUUCUAUGGUGUUUUAGCUUACCUCUUUGACGGAUUUGCAUGGCCAUUGGUAUUAGCCAUCUUUGACUUUUUGAACUUUGUUUUCACUUUUGCCGCUGCUACUGCAAUUGCUGCUGGUAUUCGUUGUCACUCAUGUUCUAAUGAACUGUACCUCAAGGACAACAACAUCACUCAAGGUAAGUCUGGUCGUUGUAGAAAGGCCCAAGCCUCGGUUGCCUUCCUUUACUUUUCCGUGUUUAUCUUUUUGGCAUCGCUUGUGUUUUCAUCCAUUGGUGCUGCUAGAGGUGGUAUGUUUGGCGGUUCUCGUAAGUCGGCUCCAAGAGUUGGUGUUCCAGCCAUGUCGCAAGUAUAA
This is a messenger RNA of Meyerozyma guilliermondii ATCC 6260, 513 nucleotides long. It is a transcript of the gene NCE102, whose product is annotated as Nce102p. Bases 1 to 513 code for a protein of 170 amino acids. NCBI's taxonomy places the organism in Eukaryota, Fungi, Ascomycota, Pichiomycetes, Serinales, Debaryomycetaceae. The record is from RefSeq and is a predicted model, not a curated record. Gene Ontology annotation, biological process: protein localization to plasma membrane; eisosome assembly. Gene Ontology annotation, cellular component: plasma membrane; eisosome. The transcript has a single exon.